UCCAGGAACCAAGUUCAUCACUGUCGAACGAAAUCAUUACUCACCCACGCUUUCAUCUUCACCUUGCCACACUGUGUAGCAAUGGAAACAGUUCAAUUUAUUUUCGCUAAUGGUGGAGCUGGAGAAGCAAGCUAUGCAAACAAUUCCUCCUUUCAAUUUCGUGCAGAGUAAGAUGAUAUCAAAAGUGAAACCCAUCCUCGAAGAAAGUAUGAAGUCCCUGUACUGCAACUCUGUCCCGAGCUGUUUCAGAGUGGCUGAUCUGGGUUGUUCUUCGGGACCAAAUGCACUUCAGGUGGCGUAUGAUAUUAUCGAUGUUGUUCACAACAUCAGUCGCAGCUAUAACCGUGAGCCACCCAUCACAUUCCAAAUUUACCUCAACGAUCAAUUUCAAAACGAUUUCAACAACAUCUUUGAGGCCCUACCUUGCUUCUACGAGAGGCUACGAGAAGAAAAGGGAGAGGGAUUUGGUGCAUGUUUCGUCAAUGCAACGCCCGGAAGCUUUUAUGGGAGACUCUUCCCGACCAAUUCCAUGCACUUUUUUCACUCUUCCACCAGUCUCCAUUGGCUCUCUCAGGCUCCGAAAGGAUUGAUUAACAAGGAAAACAUUUACUUCACUAACACGAGCCCAUGCACGGUGUACCAAGCUUACCUCGAUCAGUUCAGUGAAGAUUUCAAUCUGUUUCUAAAAUCACGAGCGGAGGAACUAGUGCAUGGUGGUGGUAUGGUUCUAACAUUUGUUGGCAGAGAUGAAACUUCCGACAUAAUCACUCCUUGGGGGUUAAUUGGUUUGGUUCUGAAUGACAUGGUUUUGGAGAGUUUGAUUGAAGAGGGAAAGUUGGAGUCCGUUAAUAUGCCAAGAUAUGGUCCUACUGCUAAUGAAGUUAAGCAAUUGAUUGAUGCAGAAGGGUGUUUUACUCUUCAAAAGUUGGAGACAUUCAAGUCGAGAUGGGAUGAAGGCUUGAAAGAAAAUGGUAACGGUGAUUUGGCUUUAGAUGUAAAUGUCAGAGCCAAUUUCAUAGCCAAAUACGUGAGAGCUACUACUGAACCUUUUCUGACUUCACGGUUUGGAGAAGGUAUAAUCGAUGAAUUAUUCCUUAGAUUCCGAAAGAAAGUUGGCAAACUGUUGGAGGAACAAAAAUUAGAGUAUACUUAUCUGGUCAUGUUCAUCACAAAAAAGUGACACAGAAUAAUGAGUGAGUGAAACAUCAUGUGCUUCUACCGAUGGCUCUCUCAACCUAUAUAUUUCAAGUUUUUCUUGCUUUUUCUACGUUGCGACAUAAUUUAAGCUUAGUAUCCAAACUUCACCUGACAUGUUUACGUUCAUUUUCUAUCUCGUUUAUCAAGCUUAUAUAUAGUAUACGUUGCAGGGAGUGCACGUAUAAUGUAAUCGAUUACGAGUUGUAAUAAUCAAUUACACUAAAGUUAUUAUGA
Messenger RNA from Vigna radiata var. radiata (mung bean), 1431 nucleotides. Its product is annotated as 7-methylxanthosine synthase 1. Bases 110 to 1180 code for a protein of 356 amino acids. NCBI's taxonomy places the organism in Eukaryota, Viridiplantae, Streptophyta, Magnoliopsida, Fabales, Fabaceae. The transcript has 4 exons. Gene Ontology annotation, molecular function: S-adenosylmethionine-dependent methyltransferase activity. The record is from RefSeq and is a predicted model, not a curated record. Gene Ontology annotation, biological process: methylation.